Molecule: messenger RNA, 832 nt
Organism: Nematolebias whitei (Rio pearlfish)
Lineage: Eukaryota; Metazoa; Chordata; Actinopteri; Cyprinodontiformes; Rivulidae
Gene: c1ql1l2
Product: C1q-related factor
Exons: 2
Coding region: 19-816 (265 amino acids)
Molecular function (GO): protein binding
Source: RefSeq, a predicted model, not a curated record
GCGGCUGCUGUGGGGGUUAUGCUGGUCCUGGUGCUGGUGGUGCUCAUCCCUGUGCUCGUCAGCUCCGUGGGUACCGACGCCAGCCACUACGAGAUGCUGGGCACCUGUCGGAUGGUGUGUGACCCCUACCUGAACAAGGGGACCGCGGCUAGCAGCACGAGCUCCACUGGUCUGCAGGCUGAAGCCGAGGCGCUGACGGACCACAGCAACGUUCUUCCACCCUCCACUUUACUGCAGGGCCCACAGGGGAAGCCCGGCAGGCCAGGGAAGCCCGGACCACCUGGACCACCCGGACCGCCUGGAGAGCCGGGACCACCGGGGCCAGCUGGGCCUCCGGGCGACAGAGGGGAUCAUGGGCGGACUGGGAUUUUGGGUCUGGGGAGUAACGGAGCUAUCAGCACGGCCACCUACAACACGGUGCCUCGGGUGGCCUUCUACGCCGGGCUGAAGAACCCCCACGAAGGCUACGAGAUCCUCAAGUUUGACGACGUGGUCACCAACCUGGGCAACAACUAUGAUGGCAUUUCAGGCAAGUUCAUCUGCAGCAUCCCGGGUACAUACUUCUUCAUCUACCAUGUGCUGAUGAGAGGAGGGGAUGGAACCAGCAUGUGGGCAGACCUCUGUAAGAACGGGCAGGUUCGAGCCAGUGCCAUCGCUCAAGACGCUGACCAGAACUAUGACUAUGCUUCCAACAGCGUGAUCCUCCAUCUGGACGCAGGUGAUGAGGUUUACAUUAAACUGGAUGGAGGCAAAGCCCACGGCGGCAACAACAACAAAUACAGCACCUUCUCUGGCUUCAUCCUCUACGCAGACUGAGAGCAGACAGUCCAAC